This is a messenger RNA of Symbiodinium pilosum, 2991 nucleotides long. NCBI's taxonomy places the organism in Eukaryota, Dinophyceae, Suessiales, Symbiodiniaceae. The record is from the annotation of a GenBank genome assembly.
GCGGCGAGCACAGCGACGUCGCGGUGCUGGAGCGAGCCAUGGUCCUCGCCAAGGCAGCGGCCAAACUGGGUAGCAAGGCCCCAGUGUUGGUCUUGCCGACCUGGGGUGCUCAGCCGCUGGUGGCGGAGCAGAGUGCCCCUGACCACAGUGGUCUUUGGGGAUUCGCUCGUGCAGUGCGAAUGGAGUGCGCUUCGCAUCGUCUGUGCAGAUUUGGAUGCCUGCAAGCCUACUGAUGCCUGGGUUCAGCUUUCCACUGAUGUGCUGCCAGCGCUGCCGCUGGAAGAAGAAGAGAUCGCGAUUCGAGAUUUGGAGUUCAGCGCGGCGAAGCUAGCGCGGUCUGCCGUGAAGUACUCGGGCGCAAUUCGGCUGAACAUGCCAGCUCGCGGAUCCCUUACAGGUCUUCGAGUGGUACCGCAGGCGGACACUUCGGUGCGUGUGGCAGCAGCUCCGGGAAUGGCUCAGUUGCGCAUUCGCGCGGUCGGUCUGAAUUUCCGAGAUGUCCUUAACGUGGCCAAGUUGCAUUUCAUUGGAUUGUGGGAGCACAGUCCCCCAGGCGCAGACUGUGGUGGAACCGUUAUCGGCCUUGGAGACAACGUGCAGCACUUGCGCGUGGCGGAGGAUGUCUUCGGUGAGUCGCCAGGGUGCCUCAGCACCUACAACACAAGUUCGGCCGCACUCCUUUCCCCGAAGCCGGCAUCCUGGACAUACGAGGAGGCCUGCUGUAUGCCAGUGAUCUUCGUGACCGUGGAGGAGGCCUUGGGUGAUUUGGCCCAGCUGAAGCGGGGAGAGCGCGUCCUCAUCCAUGCGGCCGCUGGUGGAGUUGGCCUGGUGGCUAUCCAGUACGCUCACUUCGUUGGUGCAGAGGUUUAUGCCACUGCCGGGGCAGAUGAGAAACACGAAUUCCUGAGAGGUCUUGGAGUCAAGCACAUCACGAGCAGCAGAAGCGGUCAAAAAUUCGAAGAUGAUAUGAAGCAGAUGCUCAAGGAGCAGGGAGUUGAAGGAAUCGACGUGGUGCUGAACAGCCUCAGCCACGAUGACUACAUUCCUCGGUCAUUGGCCUUGCUCCGGAAGGGCGGCCGCUUCAUAGAGAUUGGCAAGCGGGGCCCCGACGUCAUGUACGAGAAGAUCGCCGCAGACACCAUGAUGGAAAAGGAACCUUGGCGCUACAAUGCCUACCUCAAGCGGCUUCUACAGCGUGUUGAUGAUGGAGGGCUCAGCCCCAUCAACAUGCACAUCUUUGGCGGCAUGGAGAGGGGCGUGGCGGCGUUGCAGUUCCUGCAAAGAGCAAGCAACAUCGGGAAAGUGGUCAUAAGCUCAUCCAGCCGCUUGCUUUGCAGCCCAGACCAGAUGCCUCUCCUUUCUGGCGGCCUUGGUGCUCUGGGAGUGGUAACAGCGCAGUUCCUGGUUGAGGAAGGGGCCAAAGCUCUCUGCCUGCUCUCGCGCAAUGGCCAGCCGGCCAAGGAUGUGGGACCCCAGUGGUCUUGGCUACAGAAGUGUGCUGUGGAGCUCCGGAUUGAGAAAUGCGAUGUCGGACGAAAAGACUCUGUCCUUGCCUUGCGAGAUGCGCUGGCAGGAACCAAACUUGGAGGUUUGAUGCACCUCGCUGGGGUUCUGGCGGAUGGUGUUCUUCCCAGCCUGACCCGCGAGAGCUUGGACAGGUCCUACGGGCCGAAGGUGCAUGGUCUCUUCAACCUUUGCCGUAUCCUGGACUUUCACAAAGCCGCUCCUCACCUCCUUUUCUCCUCGACGUCUGCGCUGUUUGGAUCGCCAGGCCAGGCAAACUAUUCAGCUUCAAAUUCUGUGCUGGACUCCUUGGCACCGUUCUGGAGUGCCCAGGAUCCAGAAGGAGGGGGCGUUUUCUGGAGGAAUGCCCGGUCUGUGCAAUGGGGACCUUGGGCCGAGGUGGGCAUGGCUGUGCAGGCAAACACUCUUGGCCGCGCCAAGUCCAUGGGUGUGGGUGCGCUGACCAAUGCACAGGGCCUUGCCAUCAUGAGCAGCAUCUUGAGUAGCGCCAACCUGCUAGUGGGUGCGGUGCCGGUGCGCUGGGGCAAAUACCUGAAGAGCGCCUACCCGCAAGUGCCCAGCUUCCUAAAGGACUUCGAAGCAGAAGCCAAAAAGGCGGCUGAGGCGCGGGCUGCACGGGGGGCACCCGGCGAGUCCGCCGUGCUGGGCGCGCUGAGCGGGCUCACGGGCGAGGAGCGCUUGGUGGCUGUUCGCAGCAGCCUGCGAGAUCUUGCCAGGGAGGUGAUCGAUUCUGCCGAGCUGGAAGCGGACAGUCCGCUGAUGGAUUCCGGCAUGGACUCCUUGUCAGGCGUGGAAUUCAGGAAUCGAUUGCAAACAGAGUUCGACGGCGUCAAUCUCCCGAACUCCAUGGUUUUCGACUAUCCCACCAUUACAGAACUUGCAGGUUUCAUCAAUGGACAGCUUGGUGACACGCCAGAGCCCCUUCCAGCCGCGGCCUCCGCGGUGGCUUCGCCGCAAGCGGAAGGCUUCCUGGAGCCCCUGAACGCCCUGUGCGCAGGCUCUGAGACUGCGGCCACCACGCCGUUGUUCCUGGUGCCUGGGGCAGGCAUGCAGGCCGGCAGCUUCAGAACGCUGGCAGCUCGGCUAGCCCUGGCCAGCUAUGGUCUGAGCUGGCCCAAGAGCAUUCCGCGUGACCAGUGGCCAAGCAGCCUCAAGGAUCUUGCGAAGCUCUUCUUUGCAGAGAUCCAGAAGGUCCAGUCCGAGGGCCCCUACUUGCUAGCUGGCCACUCCUUUGGUGCCAACGUUUGCCUGGAGAUUGCUGCGGUAGCGGCAGCCAAGGGCCAACAGGUGUCCAUGGUGAUUCUGCUGGAUCCGCGCAGCUUGCUGCCGUUGCAAGUGGAUGUGCAAGCAGCAUUUGCAAAGUCAGGUCUUGCAGAAAGCUUGGCGCUGCUCGCUCAGACUCUACCGGGCGCGGAAGGAGCGAGAUACGCUGAGUUGUUGGAUGCUCAUGAGGGCAGUGGGGACGAG